This is a messenger RNA of Apodemus sylvaticus (European woodmouse), 1609 nucleotides long. RefSeq names its product proprotein convertase subtilisin/kexin type 2 (gene Pcsk2). NCBI's taxonomy places the organism in Eukaryota, Metazoa, Chordata, Mammalia, Rodentia, Muridae. Gene Ontology annotation, cellular component: Golgi membrane; trans-Golgi network. The transcript is spliced from 9 exons. The record is from RefSeq and is a predicted model, not a curated record. Gene Ontology annotation, biological process: protein processing. Gene Ontology annotation, molecular function: serine-type endopeptidase activity. Bases 1 to 1425 code for a protein of 474 amino acids.
AUGCCAGCAGAAGGAAUUGACUAUCUCCACCCAGACUUGGCCUACAACUAUAACUCUGAUGCAAGUUAUGACUUCAGCAGCAAUGACCCCUAUCCAUACCCUCGAUACACAGAUGACUGGUUCAACAGCCAUGGAACUAGGUGUGCAGGAGAAGUUUCCGCCGCAGCCAGCAACAAUAUCUGUGGAGUCGGCGUAGCAUACAACUCCAAAGUGGCAGGUAUCCGGAUGCUAGACCAGCCCUUUAUGACAGACAUCAUCGAAGCCUCCUCCAUCAGUCACAUGCCUCAGCUGAUCGACAUCUACAGUGCCAGCUGGGGCCCCACAGACAACGGGAAGACGGUUGAUGGACCCCGAGAGCUCACUCUCCAGGCCAUGGCUGACGGUGUGAACAAGGGCCGUGGAGGCAAAGGCAGCAUCUACGUGUGGGCCUCCGGGGACGGUGGCAGCUAUGAUGACUGCAAUUGCGACGGCUAUGCUUCAAGCAUGUGGACCAUCUCCAUCAACUCAGCCAUCAAUGAUGGCAGGACCGCCUUGUAUGAUGAGAGUUGUUCCUCCACCUUAGCGUCCACCUUCAGCAAUGGGAGGAAGAGGAAUCCUGAGGCCGGCGUGGCUACCACAGACUUAUAUGGCAACUGUACUCUGAGACAUUCCGGGACGUCUGCGGCUGCUCCUGAGGCAGCUGGCGUGUUUGCGUUGGCUUUAGAAGCUAACGUGGAUCUGACCUGGCGAGACAUGCAACAUCUGACUGUGCUCACCUCCAAGCGGAACCAGCUUCACGAUGAGGUUCAUCAGUGGCGACGGAAUGGGGUUGGCCUGGAAUUUAAUCACCUCUUUGGUUAUGGAGUCCUCGAUGCAGGUGCCAUGGUGAAAAUGGCUAAGGACUGGAAAACUGUUCCAGAGAGAUUCCACUGUGUAGGAGGCUCUGUGCAGAACCCUGAGAAAAUACCACCCACCGGCAAGUUGGUACUGACCCUCGAAACAAAUGCAUGUGAGGGGAAAGAAAACUUUGUCCGCUAUCUUGAGCAUGUCCAAGCUGUCAUCACAGUCAACGCAACCAGGAGAGGAGACCUGAACAUCAACAUGACCUCCCCAAUGGGCACCAAGUCUAUUUUGCUGAGCCGGCGUCCCAGAGACGACGACUCCAAGGUGGGCUUUGACAAAUGGCCUUUCAUGACCACCCACACCUGGGGGGAGGACGCCCGAGGGACCUGGACCCUGGAGCUGGGGUUUGUGGGCAGUGCGCCACAGAAGGGCUUGCUGAAGGAGUGGACCCUGAUGCUACAUGGCACACAGAGUGCCCCCUACAUCGACCAGGUGGUAAGGGAUUACCAGUCUAAGCUGGCCAUGUCCAAGAAGCAAGAGCUGGAGGAAGAGCUGGACGAGGCCGUGGAGAGAAGUCUGCAAAGUAUCCUAAGAAAGAACUAGGGCCACGCUUCCGCCUUCACCUCCCCUUCCUCCCUGUCACUGCCUCUCCUUGUUCCACAGUUCUGGCAGCCACCAGCCACCCACAAUUCCUGUUACCCCCACUCAAGCAAUCCCGGCCUGGUCUGAAGCUUUGCUCGCUGUCAAUGAUUAUUUUCACUACAAUGGAAGCAACUGUUUUUAUUCU